Messenger RNA from Erythranthe guttata (spotted monkey flower), 931 nucleotides. RefSeq lists its product as uncharacterized. Lineage: Eukaryota; Viridiplantae; Streptophyta; Magnoliopsida; Lamiales; Phrymaceae. The record is from RefSeq and is a predicted model, not a curated record.
CGACCGUUGGGAAUUAUUUUUAAAUUUAAAUUAAAAGCCGACCGUUGGAAUACAGAAACCGCUGUGUAUUCCGCUCCUCUUCACUGUUUUCCUUCAUUUCUCUCUCUCUCUAAAAACUCUCUCUCUCUCUAGAAACUCAGAUUGAUUUCCAAUUUCCAAACACAAGGCCGAUCCAGAUCUCCGCCGCCGCCGCCGCCGCCAACAAAACCACCGUCAGGUAAUGGAGUCGAAGCAAUACCUCCACCCGCUCCACCAAAUCGCCCAAACCCCAACGCACAAACUCCUCCUGAAACAAUGGCUGAAGGAGGAAGAACUCAUCCUAAACCGGAUCUCCCUCAAGGAAACCCAACUCGAUUCGACCCGCCACCAAAUCACCCAGCUCUACUGCCUCUUCUUCCUCUUCCACUCCACCGCCCUCCUCCUCCUCUUCUCCGCCGCCGCAAACGCCGCCGCCCACCUCUGCAAGAGAUCGUGGGUCCCGUCGCUCUGCUCGCUGCUCUUCUCGCUAGGGUUCAUAUGGGCGAUCCGGUACAAGAACGACGUGGAGUGCCACGUGGAGAAGAUGCUAGAGAGAGAAAAAGAGGAUUCGUCGCUGCUUGCAAAGUGCGUGGAAGAGCUGAAGAAGAAGGGUGUUGAGUUCGAUUUGCUGAAGGAGGUCGACGCUCUCAGGCGGGCCAAGAGCUUGCGGGUCGAAUCCAAACCCGUCCGGAAAUGGUCGGGUCGGGAUUUUGUUACCCUCUUCUUCUUCACUGUUUCUUGUCUCGUUUUGGGUCUCACCAGAGUCAUACUCUGCAGUUGAUGAAUUUCUUUUUUUUUUUUUUUUUUUUUAUUAUUUUAAUUUGUUUUGUUUGUUGAAUUUUGAUAAUUAAUUAAGUUGCAGAACUCUCUCUUCUGUUUUGGGGAAGAUUCAAUUGAAAUUAUUAACUGAUAA